UUUAGAUACGGAAAGUUGACGGUACACAUUCGCAUAAAAUAUACGGAACAAUCAAAAAGUGAUUAUAUCCUUCAAUAAUCGACGUUAAAAGGACUUUCAUCCUUUUUCGUCUAUAUUUGAAAAUUCUUUCAUAAUUUUAGUUAAUUAUUACUAAAAGGAUCUACCUUAAAGUUUUGCAAAAACUAGAAUCUAAAUAUGGGUUUUAAGUCGAAAUAUCACAUUGAUGUUGACUUUGAAGUUCCAAAAAAGUUGAAUUGGUAUUAUGCUCCUCUAUAUGCUGUAUUCUGGUUAAUAUUAUAUUUGUCCAUUGUGGUGACUAGUGUCAGCCAUCUGCCUACGCCACUCAACAUUAAAGAUGAGACUGACAACACAGAAUCAUUUAUAGCGGAACGAGCCGAACGUAUUUUAAUAAAUCUAGGCCGAAUCGGACCAAGAGUGGUAGGCAGUGUAGCAAAUGAAAUAACUACGGUUGAAUUUUUAAAGCAGGAAAUAGAGAAAGUUCGAGCCCAAGCUAGUGAUUAUUUUGAAUUUGAGGUCGAUGUUCAAAUUGCAAGUGGAAACUAUAUGCAUUGGUCUAUGAUUAACAUGUAUCAGUCAAUUCAAAAUGUAAUUGUUAAACUGAGCAUGAAAGGCUCCACAAAUGAAAACUAUUUGCUAAUGAAUAGUCACUACGACUCCGUACCAGGAAGUAAUGGUGCGGGCGACGAUGGAUCUAUGGUUACGGUUAUGUUGGAAGUUAUGAGAGUAAUUUCCAAAGGUCAAGGUCCUUUAAAGCAUCCCAUAGUUUUUCUUUUUAAUGGUGCUGAAGAAAAUCCGUUGCAGGCAUCACAUGCAUUUAUCACUCAACACAAGUGGGCCAAAAACUGCAAAGCACUUAUUAAUUUGGAUGCUGCUGGCAGUGGAGGUCGGGAAGUUCUCUUCCAAUCUGGACCAAAACACCCUUGGCUAAUGCGUUAUUAUCGUGAAGUACCACAUCCUUUUGCCACAACAAUGGGAGAAGAAAUUUUUCAGGCAGGUUUAAUACCUUCGGAUACUGAUUUUCGCAUAUUUCGUGACUAUGGAGGAGUACCUGGACUGGAUAUGGCAUAUACUUUCAAUGGUUUCGUUUAUCAUACUGAACAUGAUCGGGUAAAUACGUUUCCCAAAGGAUCAUUACAAAACACAGGUGAUAAUGUUCUAGUUUUAGCUAAAGCAAUAGCUAAUGCUCCUGAAAUGGAAAAUACAUUGGAGCAUGAGGAUGGUCAUGUUAUAUUUUAUGACUUUUUGGGUUGGUUUAUGGUAUUUUACAACAAAACAGUUGGAAUAGUAAUAAACAUCAUUGUGUGUAUUGCCGGAUUAUGCGCUAUAGGGGUAUCAUUAUUUUUUAUGUCAGCGCGUUCAGGACUUACUUGGAAAGCAGUUUUGAUUCGGUUUGGAAUCACAUUUUCCAUUCAAAUAAUUUCUUUAGCAUUGGGCACGGGUUUGUCACUAUUAGUUGCUGUAUUUAUGGAUGGUGUAGGUUGUUCGAUGACAUGGUUUACAGAGAACUGGAUUUUGGCUGGUCUCUACUUUUGUCCGAUGUUUUUCGGAAUGGGUAUUUUGCCAGCUAUAUAUUUGGAUAGAACAAAAACUGAUCCUCUGAGCUUGGGCUUUCGUAUACAACUCUUUAUGCAUUGUCAUUGUUUAGUAAUGAUUCUGCUUACGAUAAUUCUAACUGCAGUUGGUAUUCGAUCCAGUUUUAUGUUUAUGAUAGCAGUAUUUUUUGAUAUUAUUGCAUUGAUAGUAAAUUUGCUAACCAAAUGGCAUCGAAAAGCUUAUUGGUUUGCUAUUGCUGCGAUUAUAUGUCAAAUAUUACCAUUUAUAUAUUUCACAUCUAUAACUCAAGAAGUUUUUAACACAAUGUUACCUAUGAUGGGACGAUCCGGAUCUGGCUCAAAUCCUGAUUUAACCAUGGCUUUAAUAGCUGUUUUUACUACAAUAAUGUUUGCUGGUUUUAUAAUUCCACUUUUCCUAUUCUUCCGUAAAACGAAAACGAUUAUAAUGUGCUUUCUAGGCAUAACCAUACUAUUUAUUAUAAUAGCCGUUACGCCAGCUGGAUUUCCAUACAAGGCUAUAACCUCUGCGCAACGCUUUAAUUUAAUUCACGUUCAUCGGCGUUUGCAUAAUGCUGAUAACACAAUACGUACAGAUGAGGCGGGCAUAUAUAUAUAUCCCCAAGAUCGGAGAACAAACACCGCAGAAGAUCACAUAAAGGAGUUGGGGAAUAAACGUCAACUGAGUGAAUUGUGUUCUGAAGAAAUGUUUUGCGGUAUUCCAUUAUUCAAUCAUCGUUGGCAUAAAGCGAGAGAUCGAAGUUUUUGGGUGCCAACAGAUGAAUAUCCCAUUCUACCUGAGGAGUAUCCUGAACUUAUUUUACAAAAUACUGUUACGCUCGAACAACCUACACAAAGGCGAUAUCAGUUUGCUCUAAAUGGACCAGAUCACAUGGCAAUUUUUAUUGAACCACAAGAAAAUACAAAAAUUGUGAACUGGACUUUUAAUCAAACAAUGCUGGAAGAGAAGUGGGAACCGCCAUUCUUUAUAUAUUUUUCAUACGGUAUAAGCAAUGCAACGCUUGAAUUUUCAAUCGAUAUAGAGAAAUCGGAUUUAAGUUUUGACUCUCCUAGUCUGGAAAUUGGUAUUGGAGGACACUGGAUUCAUCACCAAAAAACUCGAAGUGAAAGUUUGGAGAAGUUUGUACAAAGUGCACCUGAUUAUUGGACAAUUACUGACUGGGUGGCAUCAUACGAAAGCUGGCUAUUUUAAAGUAUUAUUUAAGUUCUUAAUAUAAAACCUUUUUUAAAAUACUCGUAAAUAUAUUAAGU
Molecule: messenger RNA, 2843 nt
Organism: Teleopsis dalmanni
Lineage: Eukaryota; Metazoa; Arthropoda; Insecta; Diptera; Diopsidae
Product: endoplasmic reticulum metallopeptidase 1
Exons: 12
Coding region: 196-2784 (862 amino acids)
Biological process (GO): proteolysis
Molecular function (GO): metalloexopeptidase activity
Source: RefSeq, a predicted model, not a curated record